UUAAAUUUUUCAAUUUUUUUCAAAGAAAAUUAUAAAAUUUACGAAAAAUGUGACAAAAUCGUCAAAAAAAAGUCACUCAAGUGAAAAAAAAAUUCUAAAAUAAAAAUAAUGGACUUUCGACGUCGUUACGACAAGUUAACGGAUGAUAUAAAUCGUGUGCUGACAAGAGCCAAAAGUACCAGCAAUGUCUUGGGCUUCAAGAGAUCACAAUUCGACCCGAAUUACUGAUAUUCCUCAUCGCCCCGUUCGCCUUCAUCCCUCAAGUCACAAAUCUUCUGCCGCUUCGUGCGCCGCUGAACAUCACAACCUCCAAUACUACCGAAACAAUCGAAAUCGCAUCCUUUUCGGCGAAGGCAACAACUCUCCGUCAUCGAAACACUUCCCGCUCGCUCGAAGUUCCUCCGACACCGAUCAACUUGGCUAUGGAUUCAACCAUUGGUACAGCAAUGACAGUAAUAUGAGUCCCGUAAAUGGUACCCGGGAGAACGGUUACGAAAAAGUAGAGUUACGAAAGAAGCAGCCAGCCUCGAGAAAUGAUCAGCAACGUCCCGUGUCGUCAGGAUUUCAGUCGUUUUUGAAGUUUUUCGGGAAAAAUAGUGAAAAUCGCAAUUCGACAGCGAGUGAACCGUUUGGCGCGGAAGAGAGAAAUAAUAAUAACACGAAUUACGGGAAAAUUAGACAGAGGUUGAGAAGUACAGAAAGUCCCGGAAAUUCAUCGUCGUCGGGAGGAACAGAUUCUAGUCCAACAUUAUUAGAGUUAGAUAGCACGAGUGAGCUAAGUAGCAGUAGCUCGACAAGUUGUGAUAGUUUAUUUAGUAUAGCAACCACUGGCUUUCAUUUUGUACCAGUUGACAUUUAUCAACCGGAUGGGAAUACAUUAAAGACUCAUAAGCAAUUACCUGUGCAGCCAGUUACUGAUUCGUACCGCAAGCGUCUCAAGCAACGCGAAAGUUUCCGCGAAAUUGAUCUCCUCAACGACUUGACGCUGCGCAAAAAGUAUCGUCUCUUCUCCACAGACACCGAACCAAAGAAAAGAUCCAAAAACGCCUCAUCGGAAGCUGAUCCCUCAUCGUCGCAGCAAAAGCCUCGUCGCACCGUGAGUGACAGCUCGAAAGACUUCAAAGCGGGCGCGUAUGUUCACGUCAAGGGAAAACGAAAAGCUCCGCCGCCUCCGCAACCAAAUAGUGAGCAAAGUAGCACGCAAGUGACGCCAAAAUCAACGUAUGGUCGUCGCAAGAAACGCCCAGCACCUGCGCCGCCAACGACUCCCGAGCAAAAUAACACUUUAUCGACAACAAGUUUGCUCGACGACAAAGAUAUCCGGGCAAUAAUCGACGGAACGAGGUUUAAUUUUGACGCGCCAAGUACGAGUUUGGCUGAAGAAAAGCGAGAACAGAGUCAAAGUAUGCCAAAACCAUCGACUUCGCGGGAACUUCAAGUAGCAAGUCCCUCGAAAAAGUUGACGGAAGAGCAAAAACAGCAUUUGAUCGAAAGUGUGGUGAAAGCAACGACACCCGAAAAGAUGGAAAAUGACGAAGAAACGCCCGUUCCAACACCAAGUAGCAGUAUGAACAACGUCCCGAGCUUCUUGAUGGAUGAAAAUGUGCUGACGAUGAACAAAAACGCCUACAAAUUCUGCAAACCGGAGAAAUUUCAGGAAAACGAAACAAAUCUCGAGGUCGUUGAAGAAGAUGAUCGCCCAAUUUCACCGCUUUCGCCUCGUCCAUGGUACAAAAGACCCUCAAAUUCGCACAAAGAUUACUCCCUGAUCCCCUUCAAGCGCGAAACUUUCCUCAAAACGAUCGAUCGCAAGAAGAACAAGAACAAAUUGGAAGAUGAUCUGCCUGAAGUGCCUUUUUGUCGCAACUCUCUGCUCGAAAACGGCAAUAAAUUAAACUUUUUUGCCAAAUUAAGAGACAAUCGAGCCGAAAUAACGACUCCAGGGAAGCAAGAAAAACGCCGUUCGGGCAUUGGAAUCCCAAAUAUCAGCGAACUCGAUAGAGAAGCAGCGGAAAUUUUGGGUCAAAAACACAUGAAACCCCUUGAGGAAGGCGUAAAUCGUCAAAAUUCGACCGAAAAUGAGCAUGAACAGUCCCCGCCGAGAUCCGCAAAGGAGCUUAUUUCGAAAUUUGAAGCUCAAACGAACAAUUCUUUGGGAAAAGUCACCGUAAAUCCCGUUUUUGUUGGAAGUUCUAACGGAAAUACCUCUGCAAACGCCUCUCCCGUGAUGAAAACAAAGCACGACGAGAAAAAUAAAAGCUUGAAACAAAACGCAUCGAACUUUGAUUCGGUUUUCAAGUCAUGGAAGUGUCCUUAUUGCACACUGGAGAACCCAAGUUGGAAGAUUGUCUGUUUGGCAUGCGAUAAAUUGAAGCCCUGUGACAGCGUUCAAAAGUAUUUCGGGCCAGGACAGGGCCCAAUUCGCCCUCAGGAUGGCUCCAUGAACAAAAAUGACGCGAAAAAAGACGAUUGGGACAAGAAACGAGAAAAAGUUUUGAAAUAUUUCCGCCCAAAUGCAUCGCCAAAGGGAUCAAAUACGAGUUUGAACGAGUCACAAAGCGCUAAAAAUGACGAAAAAUCCACGGGAAAUGCUCUUCAAAAGUCCGCUUCAGAAACUUCGAUGUUUGGAAAUGAACCGGCAGCACGAAUGAGGAAGAGUUCAUCCCCAAAUCGAGGAAUGGGAUCUCCUGCACUCGGAUUGAGACGUCUUGUGUUGGAAAGAACGCGCGAAAAAUCGAUCGAAAAGCAAAAAAUUAAGGAUGAAACGGGAAAAGUCACCCAAAUAUCGAUCACUUAUGCAAUUAACGAAACGAAACCGAGCACUUCGGAGAACAAAGAGAACGAAUAUGCGCAAAUUGAGCAAAAAAUCGAUGAAAAAGUUGAGAAAAAUGAACCUCAGGAAGAAAUUUCGUUCUCAACUGAUGUUUUUAAUGCCGUUUCAAUGGGAAUGAAGUCAGUAGAAGAGCCAAAAAUGACGAAAAAAGUUGAAAAUGAGACUUUUGAAGCACCAAAACCUAUCGAAAAACAAAAAAUUAACUCAUCAAACCAAUCAAAUGUGGUUAGAGCCCCGCAACAAACAUCCAAAGAUCAUCUCGAGAUCAAAUAUAAAGACACAGUUUUCGCUCGAAAGGAAGUUUUCAUCACAAAUCAAGCUUAUGUAGCUCCAACUGCCUCGAAAGAGAGUUUAAAUGAAGAAAAAUUACCCGACAAACCUCAAAAAAUCAAAAAUUUUGAAGAAAAAGAGAAGCCCAUGAGCAAUCAAGUAACGACAAAACCUCCUCCUGUGCCCGUACUUCCCUCAGAAUCGACUCAAAAAGUGACUUCCGUCCCCGAGAAGAAAGAAUUACCUCAAAAAAUCGAAGAAACUCCCAAACAACCAUCCGAAUCAUCAGAUUUCGAAGCCAAAAAACGCCAAUUAUCGAAUCGCGAGGAGCUGGAACGUGAAAAAGCUCGUUUACGGGAGAUGAUUCGUGAGAUGAAUGCCAAAGCUCUUACCGAUAAAUAUCCUGUGUUGAAGAAAAAAGCCGCCUUAGCUGAUGAAAUCCUCAAAAAAUCGGAUGAAAAACGUGAUGAUCCUCCAAAAGAUGAAAUUAAACCAAAAGAAGAGCCAAAAAUUGAACAAAAAUCAGUCGAAACGCCGCCGCAGCAACAAAAACUCGGGGCAAUUAAGAAAUUUUUCGGAAAUAAAGUAUCGAGUUCGGUUCAAACGACAGGAAUUUUGAAGAAAACUGAAUGUGACGAGACAAUUCCAAUUACUGUCACGGAAAUUUCUGCGCCUGAAGUUGAUGAUACGAAGGAAGAUUACGUCAAUAUGCCUCCCGGAUCGCCAACUAUUGCGAGGGCGAAUAUUUCUUCCAAAAAGGAGGAAGAAAAAGUUGAAAAAGCGAAGUUGAGAAGGCAGUUCAGGUCUCACAAAGGAUUGGAAAGCUUCAAAUCGAGUUUAAAUUUCCCCUCAAAAAGCAUGAAUCGAACGAAUACUCUCGUGAUCAAUAAAUUAUUGAGAAGUUUGGAAAAUGCAAUUGCUGAUGGUGAAUUUGAUCAAGCAGCGAACUAUGCAAUGGAGUUGGCAAAGAUGAAAGUUGCUCUUUCGGUGACGCGUCAGAAGGAUCGACCUCUGUCUGGAGCAAUGGGCGGCGAUUUGGAACUCGAAAAUAUCAUUGUCAACAUGUAUGUCGAGGAUAAAGAAACAUCAAAAGGUCCCAUCCAGAUCUCAAUUUGCCCUCUAUGGUCGGUUACGAAGCUAAAAGAAAAGAUUCAGGAAGACUUCAACUUACCUGUGCACAAACAACGAUGGAUUUUCUUCGACAAAUUAGCGGAUGACGACUCAAAAACAUUAUUUGACUAUCGCGUCGUCGCUCAAGGAGUUGAUAUUUACUUAUAUUUAGUCGACACAGUCAUGCAAGAUGAGAAAAAAGUCAAAGAAGAGAAAAUAAACGAAAUUAAAACAUCUUUAAACAAAACAAUUGAGCUCCAAAAGGCUCUUGACAGUUUCGAAGCGGAAGUUGCCAAAAGUCCUGCGCCUCGUAAGAAGCAUUUUUCGCCUUAUGCUGAUGUCAAGCCAAAAAUCGAACGCAAAAAAGUCGUUUCGACCUUCACGCCGACCGAAAAAAAUAUUUUAAAUGUCUCAGAUACGGAAGACGAACCAAAGAUUGUACCAAAAAUCGAACCAAAGCCAGUUAUAGCUCCAUUAGUUGAUCCUCAUGCAUGGACUUGCACUCUUUGUACGUUGAUAAAUCAUCAUGCGGGUGCCGAAUGUGCUGCCUGUGGGCAUCCCAGAGUCAAUAAAACGCAAGAAUGGCCUGCUGACAUUCGAAAAUCCGAAGCUCGAAGGUUUUUGGGGAAUCUUUUCGACCCAAAUACGGAAAUAAAUCCCGUUCCAAAGCCCCAACGAGGUCAAAUUGGGUCAAAUAACGAGAAACAAACUGCUGGAACGAGUACUUCUGAUGCUAAAAAUCCUCCGAAAGGCUCUUCAACGACAACAACUGUCAUGACAGCGCUCGUUAAUCCCCUUCCGAACCCAAAUAUCACAAAAACCAAAUAUCGCGGCGUUGAUAAUUACAAUCCGAAUGCUCCGUAUGUCUUUCCAACGGUCGCUGAAGUGCUCCAAUCCAACGUCCCCAUCAUAAAAACUGUCAUGCUAAAAAAUCCCGACAAAUUUGUCGAUGUCGAUACUCCGCCAGCAAUCCCUCCGCUGCCAGCAGUGAUGCCAAAACACGAAAUUCGCACAAAUUCUAAUCGGAGAAAGAAGAAAUUAGCGCCGCAGCCUCCGGGAACGCUAAAUCGCAAGAGUGCUACGUACCUUGAGUUGCUAAAUCUCGAUAAUGCGGGCAUUGUUCCGAACGUCGAGCCCUUUGAAUGCACAAUUUGCUUCGUCGAGUACCAAGAAGGCGAAGGAGUGAUACUCAGGGACUGUCUUCAUAUGUUCUGCAAGGAGUGUUUGGGGUAUGCCAUCCAAUAUUGCGAAGAACCGGAAGUGAAAUGUCCGUAUAAGGAUACCGAAUAUAGUUGUGAGAUGUCGUUACAGGAUCGAGAAAUUCGAGCUCUUGUGACGCCGGAAAUGUACGAAAAGCACUUGGCAAAGUCAGUUCGCCUUGCAGAAAAUCAAAUUGAGAAUGCAUUUCAUUGUAUGACGCCCAAUUGUCGUGGUUGGUGCAUCUACGAAGAUAACGUCAAUACGUUUCGGUGUCCCGUUUGUCGGAUUUUGAAUUGUUUGACGUGUCGGGCCAUUCACGACGGAUUAAACUGCAAACAAUACCAAGAACGUCUUCAAAAUAACUGUGAUAAUAAUGCGGAAGCGAAACGCACAAUUGGCUUCCUCCAAGAGAUGGUUGAAAAGGGUGAAGCGAUGAAUUGUCCAACGUGUCAAGUCAUCGUCAUGAAAAAAUGGGGCUGUGAUUGGUUAAAAUGCUCAAUUUGCAAAACUGAAAUUUGCUGGAUAACGCGCGGACCGAGAUGGGGUCCCGGCGGCAAAGGAGAUACUUCUGCAGGAUGCAAAUGUGGCGUUAAUGGGAAGAAAUGUCAUGAAAAAUGAGCAUUGGACCGAAGCGCAGCAAGAGAGGGUUGAUCUCCAACGUGCCCGUAUCUUUGAAGUGAACCGACAUCUCAUGACGUUGUACGAGAGCGACGGAUUUCCGAUGCACAUGAAUUUAGCACUUCAUCAUCACAGGAAUUUUCAACAGCAGUAUGGGCAGAGGAUGCCAAGAGCGGAAAUUGUUUGAAAAAAAUAACGUAGAAAUUAGUUGAGCCAGUAUUUUUUCCUUAAAAAUGUGCAAAAAAAAAUUUGAAA
Messenger RNA from Culicoides brevitarsis, 6286 nucleotides. RefSeq lists its product as uncharacterized. Gene Ontology annotation, biological process: protein linear polyubiquitination; proteasome-mediated ubiquitin-dependent protein catabolic process. Gene Ontology annotation, molecular function: ubiquitin-protein transferase activity; ubiquitin binding. The record is from RefSeq and is a predicted model, not a curated record. The coding region runs from base 185 to 6031 and encodes 1948 amino acids. Gene Ontology annotation, cellular component: ubiquitin ligase complex. NCBI's taxonomy places the organism in Eukaryota, Metazoa, Arthropoda, Insecta, Diptera, Ceratopogonidae. The transcript has 8 exons.